AUGCCGUGUUCAACCUGCAGCAGCACAAGCGGCAGCAGCUGCAUCUGCUGCCUUCAGGGGCCCCCUGGGGGGCCCCCUGGGGUCCCCCCGCUGCUGCUGUCUGCUGCAGCAGCAGAAGCAACAGCUCUGCUGCUGCAGCAGCAGAAGCAGUGGAGACGUGUUGCGCUGCUGCUGCCGCAAGACAAACUCGGAGAGGCCCCAGACUUCCUCCUUGCAUUCAGAAGCAAGUGGCAGCAGCUGCAGCAGCAGCAGCAGCAGCAGCAGCAGCAGCAGCAGGAGUUAGCUGCAGCAGCAUAUGAUCAAGAUGGAGGGAAGAGACUGGACUGCUUAGAUACACCACAACAGCAGCAGCAGCAGCAGCAGCAGCAGCAGCAGCAGCAGGAGCUGCUGCGGCAGCGGCAAGCUCCCCAAGAGCCGCAGCAGCCACAGCAGCAGCAGCAGCAGCAGCAGCAGCAGCAGCAGCAGCAGCAGCAGGAUGCUCCUUUUAUAUAUUUUGUAUCUGACCCAGCAGAAGCAACAGCAGUGCUGCUGCAGCAGCAGAAGCAGUGGCGACGUGUUGCGCUGCUGCUGCCGCAAGACAAACUCGGAGAGGCCCCAGACUUCCUCAUUGCAUUCAGAAGCAAGUGGCAGCAGCUGCAGCAGCAGCAGCAGCAGCAGCAGCAACAGCAGCAGCAGCAGCAGCAGGAGUUAGCUGCAGCAGCACAUGAUCAAGAUGGAGGGAAGAGACUGGACUGCUUGGAUACACCACAACAGCAGCAGCAGCAGCAGCAGCAGCAGCAGGAGCUGCUGCAGCAGCGGCAAGCUCCCCAAGAGCCGCAGCAACCACAGCAGCAGCAGCAGCAGCAGCAGCAGCAGGAUGCUCCUUUUAUAUAUUUUGUAUCUGAUCGUCCCGCUGGUUACUGCUGCAGCGACAUAAACAGUGCUGCUAUUCUGUCUCCUGACUUGCUGCUGUCUGCUGCUGCUUCUUGCUGCUGCAGCCACCCUGCUGCUGCUGUGCUGCUGCCGCUUCUCUUUUUGUCUCCUCGUUGUCCUUUUCGUGUUUCUCUUUGUGCAGCAGCAAUUGCGAAAAAAUAUAUAUCUGCUGCUGCUGCUGCUGCUGCUUCUGGUGCUGCUGCUGCUGCUGCUGAUGGGCUUCCUGCUGCAGUAGCUGAUGCAGCACCUACAACAGCAGCAGCAGCAGCAGCAGCAGGAGCAGCAGCAGCAACAGCAGCAGCAGCAGCAGCAGCAACAAAUCUUAUUAUAUUUCCUGAUAUAUCACUGCAGCACGGCUUAGGUUAUUUUGCUGCUGCUGCUGCAGCAGCACAAAGACUAGCACCAGCAGCAGCAGCAGCAGCUGCUGCUGCACCAGCAGCAGCAGCAGCAGAAACGGAACCAACAGCAGCAACAAACUCUCCCGCCUUCGGUCGUUGCGGUGCUGCUUGUGCUGAGCAAACAACCGCUUGCUUGCUGCUGCAGCAACACCCCCAGCAGCAGCAGCAGCAGCAGCAGCAGCAGCAGCAGCAGCAGCAGCAAGAGGUGCUGCUAGCUGAUCCAGCGCAGCAGCAAUAUUUCGAGUUAUAUAAACUGCCAGCUAUGCGUGCUUCGCAGCUUUGCUUCCUGGGUCCUCAUCAACUACAGCAGCAGCAGCAGCAGCAGCAGCAGCAGCAGCAGGAGCAGCAGCAGCAGCAGCAGCAGCAGCAGCAGCAAGAAGAAGACGGCGCCAUAGGGCUAGCACCAGUGCUGCUGCUGCAGCAGCAGCAGCAGCAGCAGCAGCAGCAGCAGCAGCAGCAGCUGCAGCUGCAGCUGCAGCUGCAGCAGCAGCAGCAGCAGCAGCGAAGGAGAAUUACUCUGCCUGAGCCGGUUACAUUGCCGCAGCUAUUUAUGCUUGUAUAUAUAGGCCCCACCACCCAAACACAGCAGCAGCAGCAGCAGCAGCAGCAGCAGCAGGAGCAGCAGCAGCAGCAGCAGCAGCAGCAGGAGAGAGAAGGGAGCAGCAAGUGUGCAUGCAUGCAGCUGCAGCAGCAGCACCAAAAACUAACAGAGAACUUUGCUGAUACGCUGCCGCCGCCGCUGCUGCAGCGGCUGCUGCUGCGCCACGGCAGCAGCUGCAGCAUCUAUUCCCUCGACCUGCUGCUGCUGCAGCAGCAGCAACAGCAGCAGCAGCAGCAGCAGCAGCAGCAGCAGCAACAGCAACAGCAGCAGAUAGAGGGAUGUAUUUGCUGCUGUGCUUCUACGGAGGCUGCAGGCGGGACAGGUAGAGCCAUUUGCAGCAGCAGCAGCAGCAGCAGCAACAGCAGCAGCAGCAGCAGCAGCAGCAGCAGCAGCAGCAACAGCUGCUGCAGCAGGAGUGGGACGUGUUGUAUAGAUUUGCUGCUGGAUGAAGGGCCUCGUGUGUCUGUGCUGCUGGGGCGUCAGUAUGCUGCAGCAGCAAAGCUAGCAGCAGCAGCAGCAGCAGCAGCAAGAACAAAACAAGCAGGAGUUGCUGCUGCAUCUCAGCUCUCUCUGCUGCUGCUGGGGCAGCAAACAACAGCAUCGCUGCUGCUGCACCGCCAGCUGCUGCGGGUUAUAAGACACCGGCUAGCAGCAGCAGCAGCAGCAGAAGCAGAAGACCACAGCAGCAGCAGCAGCAGCAGCAGCAGCAGCAGCAGUUCAUGGGGGGCAGCAGAGGACGACGAUGAGGAUGAAGAGGAGCAGCAGCAGCAGCAGCAGCAGCUGCUGCUGCUGCUGCAGCAGGUGAUAAUAUCUGUUGCAAUAGGAGACGUAACAGCAGCAAAAUUAUAUAAUUAUAAUGAGGUUUUAGGUUUUUGUUUAUUGGGGUGUAUAGACAGCUGCUUGCUGCUGCAGCAGCAGCAGAAACAAAUAGGGUAUGGGGGCCCCCUGCUGCUGCCUAUUGAUUUACUUAUUGCUGCUGGCUUUGCUGCGCAUACACCCCACCUAGUUGUAGAUACGGAGGAGCUGCUGCUGCUGCUGCAGCAGCUUGAACUGCAGCAGCAACAGCAGCAGCAGCAACUGCAGCACCAGCAGCAGCAGCAGCAGCAGCAACUGCUGCAAAACAAAUACGACACUGAGAUGCAAGUAGAUGCUCCACUGGCUCUCGCCAACAGCAGCAGCAGCAGCAGCAGCAACAGCAGCAGCAGCAGCAGCAGCAGCAGCAGAGCGCUUCUCUCUGCUUUCUCCAUGCAUUCGCUGCUGCAGCAAAACCAAAGAAAUUAUAAAGGGGUCCUCUACAGCAGGCAGCAAGAACCAGAACACGAGCAGCAGCAGCAGCAGCAGCAGCAGCAGCAGCAGAUCCUACCGGGCCGGUCAGGGGUAGCUAGCGGGUACGAAGGGGAGCAGCAACGUCUGCAGCAGCAGCCGCAGCAGCAGCAGCAACAGCAGCAGCAGCAGCAGCAGCAGCAGCAGCAGAGGCGGUAA
Molecule: messenger RNA, 3393 nt
Organism: Eimeria mitis
Lineage: Eukaryota; Apicomplexa; Conoidasida; Eucoccidiorida; Eimeriidae
Exons: 5
Coding region: 1-3393 (1130 amino acids)
Cellular component (GO): nucleus
Source: RefSeq, a predicted model, not a curated record